UCCCCAACUCCGCCAACAGCUUGACCACCCCAGCUCUUCUCCUGGUCCUUGCUUUUCCCCACUCCCCUGGUCGUCGCGAUAUGAUAUAAUCUUCCCCUGCAUAAUUGGCGCAUCAUGGCGCUGGACAGCUCCAGUGGUUAUGCUGCUCCCGGCAACCUCGUCGACCCGCCCGAUUCUCUCUCCAUGUUCGAUGUCCGCCGCGUUCAGCUCCAGUUCCCCCUCGCGGCGGAUUUCGUCGCGGCCCAGGUGGCGAAAGACGUUCUGAUCUUGGCCCUGUCGACGAACCGAAUUCUGCGCAUUGACCUGGACGCCCCUGAAGAUAUCGACGAUGUCGACCUGCCGAAGAAAUCGUCAGAAGUUGGCGUCAUCCGUCGCAUGUUCCUGGACCCUUCCGCGUCCCACCUGAUUAUCACCACCAGUCUGGGCGAGAACUACUACCUCCAUACCCAAUCCAGACAACCCAAGCCGCUGCCGCGGCUCAAGGGCGUUUCAAUCGAGAGCAUCGCAUGGAACCCGUCACUCCCGACCGCGUCGACUCGGGAGAUUCUCGUCGGGUCGACAGAUGGACACGUCUACGAGGUCUACAUUGAGCCGUCGACGGAGUUCUACCGGCGCGAAGAGAAAUAUGUCCACACCGUCUACCAGGUCCCGGAGGGUUCUCCCGUGACCGGAAUCUGGGCAGAGUUGAUGCCCACCAAGCCGGAGCAGAGGCGGGUGUUGCUGGCGACACAUGGCAAGCUGAUGCACUUCGUGGGACCCUCGGCGCGGCACGGCAAAGAUAGCGGAAGCCACGUCUACAGCGACCUGUUCCAGCGGGAAGCGCCGGCGGUCCAUGAGGUGCCGAACCCGUCACGCGCCGCGCCGUCGGCGCUGGUGAUCUCGCCUGCUGGCGCGGACGGCACGAGUGUGGACGCCAAAUCGGGGAAGGAAUUCGCGUGGCUCAACUCGCAGGGUAUCUUUCACGGCCAGCUGCCGUAUUCCGCGGACGAGUUGCGCCAGCCGUUCGAAAAGGCGACGAUGCUUCCCCGGACUCUGUUCCCGGCGAGCGAGUCGGCUCGCGGGGGGAAGAAAAUGAUCCAGGAUCCUAUCACGGCCGUGACGCUGUCGGAGUGGCAUAUCUUCGUUCUGGUCGAGGGGAGGGUCGUGGCGGUCAACCGGAUGAAUGACGAGAUUGUGUAUGAGCAAUCGGUGCUGGAGCCCGGACAGAGUGCGCUGGGCCUGUUGACGGACUCGAUGCAGCACACGUACUGGCUGUUCACGGGGCAAGAGAUCUUCGAGGUGGUCGUCGAGGACGAGGACCGGGAGGUGUGGAAGGUCUUCCUGCAGAAGAAAAUGUUCGAGCAGGCCCUGCAGCAUGCCCACACGAGUGCGCAGAAGGACGCGGUCGCCACGGCAUCCGGCGAUUCCCUGGCGGCCAAGGGCCGCUACCUGGAGGCUGCCAAGGUGUGGGGCAAGAGCAGCAAAGGGUUCGAGGAGGUCUGCCUGGUGCUGAUCAAUCGCGGCGAGCACGACGCGCUGCGCACGUAUCUCCUCUCGCAGCUGGCGACGUACAAGAAGUCGUCGUCGAUGCAGCGCACCAUGGUCGCCAGCUGGCUGGUCGAAGUGUUCAUGUCGAAGCUGAACUCGCUCGACGACAACAUCGCGACGCGGGCGGAGCUGGCCGAGGGAGCCAGCACAGAGCAGAUCCAAAACGAGCUCGACCGCGUGCGGGCUGACUUUCAGGACUUCGUGACCAAGUACAAGAGCGACCUAGACCAGAAGACAGCCUACGGCAUCAUGAGUAGCCACGGGCGGGAAGAGGAGCUCCUCUUCUUCGCGACGGCCACCGACGACCACCACUACGUCCUAUCCUACUGGAUCCAGCGCGAGAAGUGGACCGAGGCGCUCAACGUGCUCCAGCGGCAGAGCCGCGCAGACGUGUUCUACAAGUACAGCAGCGUGCUGAUGACGCACGCGGCCACGGGAUUAGUAGAUAUCCUCAUGCGGCAGACGAACCUGGACCCAGAGCGACUGAUCCCGGGCCUCCUGCACUACAACAAGACGGCGGGCAAGGUGCCGCUGCGGGAGAACCAGGCGGUGCGGUACCUCAACUUCAUCAUCGUCAACCACCCGCGGCCGUCGGCGGCGGUGCACAACACGCUCAUCUCGAUCCACGCGUCGAGCGCAUCCUCGUCAGAAGCAGGGCUCCUCACAUACCUCCAGUCGCAGCCAUCAUCACCACCGCCCUACGACGCAGACUUCGCGCUCCGCCUCUGCAUCCAGCACGAGCGAGUCCAGUCCUGCAUCCACAUCUACAGCGCCAUGGGCCAAUACCUCCAAGCCGUGGAACUCGCCCUCCAACACGGCGACAUCGAGCUCGCCGCAAUCGUCGCCGACCGACCGGAAGGCCAAGACGCGCUCCGCAAGAAACUCUGGCUCCUCGUAGCCGAAAAGAAGAUCCGCCAACCGGGCACCGGAAUCAAAGACGCGAUCGAAUUCCUCCGCCGCUGCGAACUCCUCCGCAUCGAAGACCUCAUCCCCUUCUUCCCGGACUUCGCCGUCAUCGACGACUUCAAAGACGAGAUCUGCAGCGCGCUGGAAGACUACUCGCGACACAUCGAAGCGCUGCGCCAGGAGAUGGACAACUCGGCACACACGGCGCGGCAGAUUCGCGGCGAGAUUGCCGGGCUGGACACGCGGUACGCGAUCGUAGAGCCCGGCGAGAAGUGCUGGCUGUGCGGGCUGCCGGUGCUGAGUCGGCAAUUUUUCGUGUUUCCGUGCCAGCAUGCGUUCCACAGUGAUUGCUUGGGGACGGCGGUGCUGGAGGGGGCGGGGGGCAAGAAGAAGUAUAUGCGGGAUUUGCAGACGCAGUUGAAUCGGGGAGAUGGUGAGGGGCGACGGGAGGCGAUCGUGAAGGAGUUGGAUGGGUUGAUUGCUGAGGCGUGUAUCCUCUGCGGCGACCACGCGAUCAAACAGAUCGACCGACCGUUCAUCACGACGGCGGAUGCGACCGACGAAUGGGGGUUAUAAUAUUUAUCAUCAUUAUUUGAGUCUUCUAGGUAUUAUUAUCAGCUGUAUAGAUGUGUAGGACAUGUUAGGCCAUAUGGAUUAAUUGAUACUGC
This is a messenger RNA of Aspergillus campestris IBT 28561, 3101 nucleotides long. Its product is annotated as vacuolar protein sorting protein DigA. NCBI's taxonomy places the organism in Eukaryota, Fungi, Ascomycota, Eurotiomycetes, Eurotiales, Aspergillaceae. Gene Ontology annotation, molecular function: protein-macromolecule adaptor activity. Gene Ontology annotation, biological process: organelle fusion; vacuole organization; endosome organization. Gene Ontology annotation, cellular component: HOPS complex; endosome. The transcript has 3 exons. The record is from RefSeq and is a predicted model, not a curated record. Bases 115 to 3009 code for a protein of 964 amino acids.